UCUCAGCCGCCGUAGCCUGUACCUCGGGACUACAACCUAAAUAACAACAUUAUGGUCGCUGCUGCUAGUCGCAGUUCAUGACUGAAACUUAUCGUCGAGCGAGCUUCGGCUUGCUUCAAAGCUAAUCUGAUGAUAGUACAGUUUGGUUUUCUUUUAAACUGACACUUCACAGCUCAAAAUGGAUUACCUGCUCCAGGUGAAAAUAGGCGCUCUGUUCGGUUUAUUGUUCUUAACUCUUCUUUUUGGAUUUAUCCCUGCUCGAGUCAAAUGGUUCAGCCAAACAAACGGGACAGAAACCCACCGCACAGUCUUGAGUCUGAUCAGCUGUUUCGCCGGAGGGGUGUUCUUGGCAGCAUGUCUGCUCGACAUCAUUCCAGAUUAUCUGUCGGACAUGAACGCCGAGCUGGAUGCUCGGAAGAUGGAGAUCAGCUUCCCCCUUCCAGAGUUCAUCAUGGCUUCCGGCUUCUUCAUGGUCCUCAUCUUGGAGAAGAUUAUCCUGAAUUGUCGGGAGAUGGGAGGAGCUCAGGAGGAGAGGGCACCCCUGAUACACGACAACAGAAACGGGCACAGCCAUGGGCAUGGGUCAGCCACAAACUCUGAUCUGGAGAGCAGCGGCCACCAUGUCCAUGUUGACUUUCAGGCCCACUCCCCCUUUCGUUCCUUCAUGCUCUUCCUCUCUCUCUCGCUCCACUCUGUCUUUGAGGGUCUUGCCAUAGGCCUACAGAGCACUGACUCAAAGGUUUUAGAGAUCUGCAUUGCUAUACUCGUCCACAAGAGCAUCAUCGUGUUCAGCCUGUCUGUGAAGCUUGUCCAGAGUGCAGUUCGUCCUAUGUGGGUGGCUGCUUACAUCGGCGUGUUCGCCAUGAUGUCACCUUUAGGUAUCGGCAUUGGCAUCGGUGUGAUGGAGGCCCAGCUAGCAGCUGGAGCCCUAAUCCAGGCCGUCCUAGAGGGGCUCGCUGCAGGCACGUUUGUUUACAUCACCUUCCUGGAGAUCCUCCCACAUGAGCUCAACUCCCCCGGAAAGCAGCUUCCCAAGGUGCUCUUCAUCCUGCUGGGCUUCAGCAUCAUGGCAGGCCUCACAUUUCUGGGCUGACACUAAGACCAGCCCUCAUAUGAGCUGGUCUAUCUGUCAGCAUGUGACCUGAGCACUUUGUGCCAUCUACUGCAACUUCCACAUGUUUGUGGGUGACUUUUGUACAUAAAGACAAACUGUUCUCAUUGUAAAAGGAGACAGUUUAUUGCCACACUGUUACAUCCAGCUCUGGAGAUUGUAAUGUCAAAGGGAGCAUGAUGACAGCAGCUGGUUUUUAUUUCUUUUAAUAUACUUAUUUUUAGAAAUCAUAAUUGAGGAAACCCAUUUCUCAAUAUAAUUUCUUUUAAAGAGGAUUUUAUGUGAAGAGGAACCACUUAAUGAUAAGUUGUGAAUGACUGAGAGAGGAAUAGGGGAGAUAUCCCUUCAUUUAUCAUCGGCCUUGUUUUGAAACAUGCUUUGGACCUGCAAACACAAUCUCUGUGUCUGACCUUUGACACGGUUUAGGAAACCACUGGAAACAAAGGGCCUUAACUGUGUAUAUAUGAUACCGUGUAAUUAAUUCAAUCAUGUCCGUUUAUCAGCACCUCCAGAUAUUUCAUGUUUACAUUUGAUUUCUGACAAAUUCAAAGGGGAAGUUUGACAGUUUGUUGUUCCCAAAAAGCACUGCUUGUGCCUUCACUUUUGUGGAAGUAUUUCAUUCGGUACUGUGUGUUCUUUAGUACACACUCAGCUGGAUGGAUGGUCUUCAUAUAUUAUUGUUAAUAGCAUUUCUACCGAUACAGACCUCUUUCAUAAAUUCUGGGAUUUUAGUGCAGUGCAUUUUAGAUGUAGUUUCAAAAAUUUGCCGCUCAUUACAAAUGCACCAUUUAUUAUGUUUGUUCAGUAAACGAGUAUAAAUGUAAACUGACUCCCUGAUGCCUUAAGAAGUUUUAUGCCAAAAAAAGGGGGAAAAAAAGAAUAGCUGUCAAGAAAAAAGAAGAUUUCUUUUUUUUUUAUACUGUUUGCACUUUUCCAAUAAAGAAUCAGUGAUUACUGUAUCUCCACACUUGAGCGAGGCUAAAACGUAACAGGCUGUUAACAACCCACUAUUUUAACAAGCUGAUUGCUGUUAUUUACGGUACAUUAACCUUUGGUCUAGUUUAGUCCACUCUGCCACUUUAUGUCUUAUUAAAACAUGAUUUCCAUGUUGAUUCUUUUUCUCUAUUUUAAGUGUGGACAAAUACAGAAGCGUUAAAUAUCAGCACACCAUCUCAGACGAACUAUCUGCUUCAUAUAAAGAUAAAGAAGUGCAGUUUAAAGAAGAGACACUAAAUCUGCAAACUGACACAUUACGGUAUUUUACUACUUGCGGUACAGAACAGUUCAAUGCACCUAAAACUACAGUAUAAGCUGAGGGACAAAGCUGUAUUCAUGGUUCACACAUGUGAAGCGGCUUUAAUAGAGUGAGUCCAUAAACAGGCUUUAAAGAUCAUUUGGUCUGUUUAAGUAGGAAAAACAGUACUUUUUCAAACAUGUCUCAGAAAUAUCCAGAACAUUUGUGCGUUGAGCUUAUAUGUGCAGUCAAAGUCAACCAAUGUUAAAGUCUGUGUAUGUAAUUAUAGAGUUAAACUGUCCCUGUUUAGUCACAAUUCCUGUUUUGGUCUUUUAGUCUUGUGAUGAUCAGAAUGUUUCCUGAGUAGCAGGAAGUUGGGCUGUGGGUGUUGGUUGUCAUGAUAAAGACAAGCAGAUGUCAGCAAAAAGAAAAAAAGUGUCAAUGCCAGUUCAAAUGUGGUUUUCAAGCAGUUGUGCACAUUAUGAACCUUUUUUGUCAUUAAAGAUCAUCUGACCAAAAUGAAA
Molecule: messenger RNA, 2869 nt
Organism: Thunnus maccoyii (southern bluefin tuna)
Lineage: Eukaryota; Metazoa; Chordata; Actinopteri; Scombriformes; Scombridae
Gene: slc39a1
Product: solute carrier family 39 member 1
Exons: 4
Coding region: 179-1093 (304 amino acids)
Biological process (GO): zinc ion transmembrane transport
Cellular component (GO): plasma membrane
Molecular function (GO): zinc ion transmembrane transporter activity
Source: RefSeq, a predicted model, not a curated record